Molecule: messenger RNA, 1767 nt
Organism: Anopheles marshallii
Lineage: Eukaryota; Metazoa; Arthropoda; Insecta; Diptera; Culicidae
Exons: 4
Coding region: 1-1767 (588 amino acids)
Cellular component (GO): chitin-based extracellular matrix
Molecular function (GO): structural constituent of chitin-based larval cuticle
Source: RefSeq, a predicted model, not a curated record
AUGAAGGUGGUUGUGUUUGUCAGUGUGGUGCUUGUCCAUCUGCUGCCAGUGCAUUCCGAUCAGACGGAUUUCAAUCACAUCAAUUCGGAUGGCUCGUUCGCGUUCGGCCUGAAAAAUUCCGACACACCCGGCGCCCACUACCAUACGGCGAGCGGCAACCCGAAGACGAUCGUACGGGGACGCUACGGAAGCCGCCAACCGGACACGGGGCGCGUCGAGGAAACGAUCUACACGGCUGGACCGCGCGGCUUUCGUGCCCGAGGACCAAAAAUCCAUCGCAAACAGAGCCUGUCACAAGUGCAGCGUGGCCCGAUCGGUACACCGGACGACCCGCUGGCCGACCCGUACGAUGAUCCAAGCUAUGAUUUCCAGUUCAAAACACGAAACUAUCAGAGACGGGAAGGAUCGGACAGUAAUGGGCGUGUGAACGGUCUCUACACGUACAUCGAUGACGUGGGUGAGAAACAUUCCGUGCGGUAUUCCGCUGGUUCCGGUACUGGCUAUGAGGUAGCAAACCCCGUACCGGAUGCACCGAACACGAUCGCGUACGAAAGUCCACUCUACAAGACGCACAAGCAGGUGCGCGGAAAGGUCGCGUUCGAGAGUGGCCCGAGCGGUUCUGGCCAGUACAAAUUGCUCUCGGUGGGACCUGAUCAGCGACGAGCGGAAACGACUGGCCCGGAUGGUGUGACACGCGGUUCCUACUCCUAUCUGGAUGAUAAGGGUGUGCAGCGAACGGUGCAGUACAUCGCUGGGGCCGGUAUCGGCUACAAGGUGGUACAGAGCACGGUUGGCGCCGGGACGCAUCGAUUACCGCAGCCUAACUUUGGCAUCAAUCACGUCGAACAGAGCGAAAUCGGGGACAAUAACAAUCCCUCAUACCAGACCGCUCCCUCCGGUCCGGCCAGCGAGCGUCCCGGUGCGUCGGGGGCGGGUUAUGAUCACGUGGCACGUCCUUCGGCUGGUGGAUACGACGGAGGUGGCGCAAACCGUCCAACAGCUCCAGGUGGAUCGUAUGAUCCCCCUACGGGUCCGUCUGGUGCGGGCAGUAACUAUCCGGAUGGACCUAAACCCGGAAUUCCGGGCUAUCCGGAGAGUAGUCGACCAACGGGGCAAGGAUUCGAUGAGGAAGACUUCGACAACAAGCGUCCGACGACAAGUUCCCCAAGUUUGCGUCCACCGACAACGGAUCGACCAACUGCAUCCGGCGACUCGAGUGAAGCAUCCCGCGAGAAGUACCCACUUCCGGACGAUCCUUCGGACCAUGAUCUUGGAGGUUAUGGAGAUGACAGCAUAAUAGGAUUACUUCCACCAAAGUACGACUAUGAGUCGGGUAGUCCUGGUGGUCCUAGUAGUGGCCCUGAUCACGAUCACGACCAACCACCCCUAUCCGGACCGUUCGAUGUGGCCAUCUCGAGCGGUCCAUCCGGUCCCGCACCGUACCCAACCUUCGGUGAAUCGGCAACCGGCACGAACGCCUACAAUUCGAACGAUUUUUCCGGCUUUCCCGAGGUAACGUACGAUCAGAAGAAGCUCGAAGACGACCGCAAGAAGGAUUGGCGUGAUUUCGCGAAAGAUUCCACGAUCAUAAAGAACGUGGGCGAUUGGUACGUGGGACUCGCGCCCGGUGCCUCCGUCCGGGCGCAUAUACAGAACAUUGAUCUGCUACCGUACGGUGGCCGUGCACCGUCGCCCGGGGACGCGUUGCGGCGCGAUACACAGGCGCAGGCUAAAUCGGGUGGUAGAAAACCGUACGAUCGACGGUAA